This is a messenger RNA of Penicillium cataractarum, 909 nucleotides long. RefSeq names its product THUMP domain-containing protein. The transcript is spliced from 7 exons. Gene Ontology annotation, biological process: tRNA modification. Gene Ontology annotation, molecular function: RNA binding. The coding region runs from base 1 to 909 and encodes 302 amino acids. Lineage: Eukaryota; Fungi; Ascomycota; Eurotiomycetes; Eurotiales; Aspergillaceae. The record is from RefSeq and is a predicted model, not a curated record.
AUGGCUGGAGAGAAGCGAAGUAUGCCAGGUAACGCCAAUCAGUCGGCCAAGCGCCAGAAGGGCGGGAAGCCAGCAUGGCAGGCCUCCUCACGCAAAGUCAACAUUGACACUGGCGAUGUGGGUGUAAUUGUGACUUGCGACAUGGGCAGAGAAGGAAAGUGUAUCGCAGAGACAAUGGACAUAUUCUCCCAGCCACUGAUUCACAUUCUUUCCAUGCUCCAGGCCCUAGAGUCUUCGGGGCAGCUCAAAGGGGAUGAUGUCGAUGACGACGAGGAUAAGGAUGAGGGCGAUAUCGAGGCCCAGAUUCAAAAGGAGCUGGCAGGCUUGAAGCCCAACAAGGACAAAAAGCGCCCCUUCCAAGCAAUUCGCUUAGAAAUGCCCUGUGUGAUAUUUGUGCGACUUGAAAAGACCGUCGAUCCUGUGGAGCUGGUCCACCGUCUAUGUGCUGAAGCACAGGCCAAUCCGGAGACGAAAAAGAGUCGAUACGUUAAGCGCAUGACCCCGGUCACUGAGGUCCGAAAGACUCUUAGUGUGGAUCUAGAAGGCUUUGCUCGUGAGAUUCUCAAGCCACACUUCCACUCCGGAGGGCCACCGAAGAAGGCAUAUCUCCCGAACCUACAUCUUAAUGGGGUUAUGAGGGGGUACGCUAUUCGGCCUUCAGUACGGGGAAACAAUAAGUUCAAUCGAGACACGAUUAUCAAGACCGUCGCCGAUAUCGUGGGUAAAGAGCAUCCCGUGAAUUUGAAAAACUACGACAAGAUGAUUCUGGUUGAUGUCUGCCAGAACAUUAUUGGAAUGAGCGUUGUGGAUAGCGAUUAUGAUCAGCUUAAACGGUUUAAUCUGGCCGAGAUCUAUGAUCCAGCUCCGAAGCCAGAAGCCAAGGAAGGGGCUGCAGAGACCAAGUCAUAG